AUGUUUUUAUUGUUCCUUGCCCUCGGUUUUUCAAACAUCCAGGCAAAAUAUACCCUGAAAGAAGAUGAGCCAAUCAAUGCCGAAAUCAACAACCAAGCCGAUCCACUUGAUUCAUCUGCCUCAGAGUCAACUUCUACAGAGAUAUCACCAUCCUAUAUGCCAACCGAAUCAUCAUCCGAUUCACCAACCGCUAUCCCUCCAGAGCCAUCUUCUGAGAUAACUUCCCAAUCAUCUGAAACAUCCUCUGAAACAAUUCCUCCAGAGCCAUCUUCUGAGAUAACAUCUCCAUCUACUUCUGAGUCCUCUGAGACAAUUCCACCAGCACCAUCCUCAGAAACAACAUCAACAUCUCCAUCUUCCUCUGAGUCCUCUGAGACAAUUCCUCCAGAGCCAUCCUCAGAAACAACAUCAACAUCUCCAUCUUCCUCUGAGUCCUCUGAGACAAUUCCUCCAGAGCCAUCCUCAGAAACAACAUCAACAUCUCCAUCUUCCUCUGAGUCCUCUGAAACAAUUCCACCAGAGCCAUCUUCUGAGACAACAUCAACAUCUUCUACAUCCGAAGCCCCAACAGUCGCUCCAACAGAAAUACCAACUCCAAAGCCAACAGAUUUACCAACUCCAAAGCCUACAGAAAUACCACCACCACCAAAGCCAACAGAAGAGCCAAAGCCAGAGCCAACACAGCAGCCAGUUACACCAACACCAGACUCACAGAGGGGCGGAUGGACUAAAUGA
Messenger RNA from Trichomonas vaginalis G3, 735 nucleotides. RefSeq lists its product as uncharacterized. The record is from RefSeq and is a predicted model, not a curated record. NCBI's taxonomy places the organism in Eukaryota, Parabasalia, Trichomonadida, Trichomonadidae. The coding region runs from base 1 to 735 and encodes 244 amino acids. The transcript has a single exon.